UAGAGGCAGAGGCACGGCGGACAUGUAGGACUAGGAAACAUCUAUCAGAACGUUGGGUUUUUAUAUUUAUUUUAUAUUCUGCAUUUAGAAUGAAGAUGCUUCUCAUCUUCACCUUCAGCCAGAUUAUAGCUGGAUCUGAUGCUGUAACUACAGUAACUGGAUACAGAGGAAGAUCAGUUCAGAUUAAAUGUCACUAUGAAUCUGGAUAUGAAGAUUACAACAAGUAUCUCUGCAGAGGUGACUGUUGGCUUGGAAACAAAGAUGUUCCUGUUCAGUCUGGACCUCCUGCUGAAGACACCAGAUUCUCUCUGUACGACGACACAACAGCCAAAAUCUUCACCAUCACCAUCACUGAUCUGAGAGCAGAGGAUGCAAACACUUACUGGUGUGGGAUACAGCGGUUUGUGCCAUUUAGAGAUAUUUACACAAAGCUUCAACUGCUGGUUGAAAUGGAUGACCCUGCCAUCAGUACGGUCUCACAGUCCACACACACCACACAAUCUGCUUCAACACUUACUGUGAGACCCCCAGUGCAUGCUAACACCACCCCCCAAGCUCUAGGUGUGGCUACCUACCCCCUGAUCAGUACAUGUGCAGUGGUGUUGGCUGUUGGUGUGUUCAUAGCAAUCUACAGAAGAAACCGCUCAGGCUCUGUAACAGUGAUGCAACCUUCCACUGAGACAAAUGAAGAUAAUGAAAGUGACCGAUAUGUUCUUCCUCCCCAAGCAAGAGAAAUGCAAAAUAUACCUGAAUCCAUCUAUCAGAAUACAGACCGAACCACUAACCAAUCAGAUUCACUCUACCAGAGUCUGACCUUCACUAUUAACCAAUCAGACUCAGUCUACCAGACUCUGCCCUUUAAAAAUAACCAACCAGAGUCAUUCUACCAGUGUCCAACCUCUAUUACUAAGCAAUAAGACUUCUACCAGAGCCGACCAGAGUCUGACCUUCACUAAUAGCCAACAAGAUUCAGGAGACCACGCUUGACCAUACAAGAGAAAUGGUUGUUACUUUCACAAUGAUUAUUGUUAUUUGUUUUUUUGUCUGUUUUUUGGCUUUUUGCCUGGACUGGAAAUGACUUUUAAUCUUUUUGUGAAUACUUUUUAACAUGUUCAUAAUAAAAACUCUGUUCCGUUCCUCAACUUGCACUGGCCAUGCGCCUAACAAGGCUGUAGAUAAGUUCUGGUGUUUGAAUAUAAGCUUAUUUUGUUAUUUAUUUUUACUUUAAAUGUAAAACUUUUGACCGUCUCCAUUGUAUAUUACAAAGAGAUACUACACGUCUUUAAAGAUAAGAAUAAAGAAGAUGAUAAAUUCA
Molecule: messenger RNA, 1315 nt
Organism: Silurus meridionalis
Lineage: Eukaryota; Metazoa; Chordata; Actinopteri; Siluriformes; Siluridae
Product: CMRF35-like molecule 3
Exons: 6
Coding region: 90-917 (275 amino acids)
Source: RefSeq, a predicted model, not a curated record